UGAUGUGGCUAACUUCACUUCCUGCUGAGUGACAACAACAUGUGACGUGGCUGAAGCUGCUGAGCAGAAAGAGGCAGAAACACAGAUUGUUUCACUGAUCUGUUAAAAAACCUUUAAAACCUUAAAACUUGUCAGAUUUGAACUUUAAACUGAAACAAGGAGGAGAAACACUUCCUGUCGCUGGUUCAGUGCAGGGGAGGGCUAGCUGUGAGCUAUCUGUUAGCAUCGAGUCCCUGACAGCUGAGUGAGGAAAAGUUAUGCACUAAGACAUUAAGAUGUCUGACAGUGAAGCUACAGCAGCUGAGGGUCCACAGGUGGCAGCAGAGACUCAGGACGCCUCUCCCACCGAGACGCCCGACGGGUCCUCGCCGACCGCACCUGACGUGGCGACUGACGUGGCUCCGACGAGGAAAGCCAGGAGGAGACCGGAGCCGAAACCUGCAGCUGAAGUUGAGGAGACGCAGAAAGUAGAGGAGCCGCCACCGAAGACUCCCAGUGAGUCGACUGUGUCUCAGGGUGGAUGGGGAUACUGGGGCAGCUGGGGAAAGUCCAUCUUAUCCACAGCAACAUCUACUGUGGCCACUGUGGGUCAGGGCCUCAGUCAGGUGAUCGAGAAGGCUGAGACGUCGCUGGGAAUCCCGAGUCCGACCGAACUGUCAGCGCAGGUGGAGGAAGAAGAGAAACAGCAGACUUCUUCUCCUGAAGGAGACGCCAGCAGUGAGACGGACAAAGCUGUGGGAGGGGCUAUGGGAAUGUUGUCAUCGCUCACCAGCGUCGUCCAGAGCACAGGGAAGACGGUGAUUUCCGGCGGUCUGGACGCUCUGGAGUUCAUCGGGAAGAAAACGAUGGACGUGAUAGCAGAAGGUGACCCCGGCUUCAAGAAGACCAAAGGCCUGAUGAUCCACAACUCCACUCUGUCUCAGGUGUUGAGGGAGGCGAAGGAGCGCGAGGAGCUGCAGACGGCGGAGAGGGAGUCGUCAGAUUCUGAGAAGAAGGUGGUCGCUCACUACGGGAUGCUGUUUGAUGAAUUUCAGGGUCUGUCACACCUCGAGGCUCUGGAGAUUUUGUCGAGGGAGAGCGAGUCUAAGGUGAAGUCGGUGCUGACGACCCUGUCGGGAGACGAGCUGCUGCAGCUCAGGAAAGAGCUGGAAAGCAUCAAGGAGUCUUUCUCCCUCGUCGAGUUUGACGAUGAGGACGUUGACGAGCAGAAAGAUGAGGACGGCUCAGAUUUCGAGGGGGAGUUAACGAAGGCGUUGGAGGGUCUGAGUGUCUCCGCCACAGCCGGCAAACUCAGCAAAGCCUGUAAGAGUGCGUCCAGCCAGAUCAGCGAUAUGAGCCGACCCGAGGAGGAAGGAGAAGCUGGAGAGGAGGUCGUGAAGAAAACAGCUUCUGUAGAGGAGGUGCACGCUGCCGCCAUCAGGAGCCUGGCGGAGCUGACGGCUCGAUCCAUCGAGCUUUUCCACAAACUGGCUGAGAUGAUCCUCUUCUCCAGCGGCGGCACUGAGGCCGGCGUCCUGUCACAGUUAACGGUUGUUCUGUGUAGAGAAAUCUCGCUGCUCUCCAAGAAGUUCACCUCCUGUUUGACAACUGCAGGCUCCAAUGAGAAGAGAGACGUCCUCAACCCGCUGAUAACAGGCGUCUUCUUAGAGGCGUCCAACAGCGCCUCCUACAUCCAGGAUGCGUUCCAGCUCCUCAUGCCCAUCCUGGAGAUUUCUCACAUCCAGAGGACGGCUGACUCCGCGGAGCAGUGACCUCACGAUGUCUCCUCCGCCCUCCAACGCCGCCCCGGCUCCAGGACUCUGUCACAGCCGAUAACUGACACAUCUGGAAAACUUUUAAAAAGUCGCCGUGUCAGUGUUUACUCUGUUUUCCAGCUCAGGACAAAAUCAAUUUCACGCCUGGGAGGAAAAAGUGUGUUCUUGUCAAACAGUGUUAUAGUUUUUGUGCUUUGCAGGUUUAUUUGUGAAGCACGUUACAAGGACUCGUUGCAACACUCGUUGUUGUGGAAGGGAAACAAAAUGUGUUUAUGAUAAACAAGGUUCAACUUAUGGUUCUUUUAUUCCAACGUCUGCACUUUUUUCUGACAGAACCUGUCGUCUGGAUUCUGCCUCAAAGAACAAUCGACUUGUAAAAUGUCCAACAUGAUGGAGACACCACUGGGAAUUUGUUAAAAACAAACAAAGGUGUGUCUGAACUAAAUAAAUAUUAACAGAUGUA
This is a messenger RNA of Hippoglossus stenolepis (Pacific halibut), 2217 nucleotides long. It is a transcript of the gene fam114a2, whose product is annotated as family with sequence similarity 114 member A2. The record is from RefSeq and is a predicted model, not a curated record. Bases 276 to 1751 code for a protein of 491 amino acids. The transcript has 14 exons. NCBI's taxonomy places the organism in Eukaryota, Metazoa, Chordata, Actinopteri, Pleuronectiformes, Pleuronectidae.